AUGACACCAAAUAACUGCAGUCAUCUCCAUCCUACUUCCUUCAUCCUAAUGGGUGUCCCAGGCCUGGAGGCCUCCCACUUCUGGAUCGCGUUCCCAUUCUGCUCCAUGUACAUCCUGGCUGUCCUGGGAAACGUGUUUGUGCUGUUGGUGGUCUGGAUAGAGCCAGGGCUGCACCAGCCCAUGUACCUCUUUCUCUGCAUGCUCUCCGCCCUCGACCUGGUCCUCUGCACCUCCACAGUGCCCAGGAUGCUUGCUCUCUUUUGGGCAGGAGUCUCUGACAUCACCUUCGGGGCGUGUGCUGCGCAGAUGUUCUUCAUUCAUGGCUUUUCAGCCGUGGAGUCGGGCAUCUUGUUGGCCAUGGCCAUCGAUCGCUACGUGGCCAUCUGCCGUCCGUUGCACUACGGCACCCUGUUGCCUCUGGGGACUGUGGGCCGCAUGGGCAUGGCGGCUGUGUUGCGGGGUCUGGGGCUCAUGACUCCGCUCACCUGCCUCCUGGGGCGGCUGCGUUACUGCGGCUGGGUCAUCGCUCACUCUUACUGCGAACACAUGGCGGUGGUGAAGCUAGCCUGCGGCGACACCCGUGUGAACAACGUCUACGGCAUCACCGCAGCAACGCUGGUUGUGGGCACGGAUUCCGUCUGCAUCGCCAUCUCCUACGCCCUCAUCCUGCGGGCAGUGCUAGCGCUUUCCUCCAAGGAGGCUCGGGCCAAGACCUUCGGAACGUGUGGUUCGCACCUUGGUGUCAUCUUGCUUUUUUAUACUCCGGGUCUUUUUUCUUUUUAUACACAGAGGUUUGGGCAGCAUGUGCCGCACCAUGUGCAUAUACUCUUGGCGGAUCUGUACCUUGUGGUGCCCCCUAUGCUGAACCCCAUUAUUUAUGGCAUGAAGACCAAACAGAUCCGGGAUGGAGCACUGCGACUGCUCCAGAGGGGUCCAGUUUAG
Molecule: messenger RNA, 942 nt
Organism: Gracilinanus agilis (Agile Gracile Mouse Opossum)
Lineage: Eukaryota; Metazoa; Chordata; Mammalia; Didelphimorphia; Didelphidae
Product: putative olfactory receptor 52P1
Exons: 1
Coding region: 1-942 (313 amino acids)
Biological process (GO): G protein-coupled receptor signaling pathway
Cellular component (GO): membrane
Molecular function (GO): olfactory receptor activity; G protein-coupled receptor activity
Source: RefSeq, a predicted model, not a curated record